AUGUUCAUCAGAGCUCCGAUUAUCAGUAUUCUCGUCACACUUGUUCUGUAUAUUUUACAAGGUGUCGUUCUUGGGUUGUCAACAUCCAUUCCUAUCUUUCUAACUACGGCAGGUGCUAAAUGGCGCGAACAAAGUAUCUACAAUUUCGUUCAUUAUCCAUUUAGUUGCAAAAUAAUUUGGGCACCGAUAAUCGAUGUUUUUUAUAUUCAACGCUUCGGUAGACGUCAAACGUGGUUAUUACCUAUACAAAUCUUACUUGGGAUCGGUUUAAUUGUUUUAUCGUUCUAUAUUAAUUCAUUUGUUAAUUAUUUGCAUGUUGCUCCGUUGACAAUCUUCGUUUUCUUUAUUAUAUUUUUAACUGCAAGUCAAGACAUAUGCGUAGAUGGAUGGGCUCUUACACUCUUUGAAACAUCAAAUGUUGUUUGGCAAUCAACUUCACAAACGAUGGGGCAAACUCUUGGACGUUUUCUUGGAUCAUCAUUUCUUCUUACUUUUGAAUCAGCUAAUUUCACCAAUCGCUACAUUCGUGCGCCACUAUCUCUUAAAAUGCAAGAUAAUGGACUCUUUACACUACCUCACUUUAUACGAUUUUGGGGCAUUGGCUUUCUUGUUGUUACUUUGAUUAUAGCGUUUCUAUUUCGUGAAAAAACACCUAUUAUAAAUGAUAACAAGAAAAAAUUGAAACUCAUCGACACAUAUUUAUGUGUGUUGAAAUUAUUCAAAAAGAAAUAUAUGUUAGAAUUGACAUUUAUUCUUAUUAUUUCACCUUUUGGCUAUGCAGCAACUUAUUUUAUGACUAAUAUCGCUUUGGUUGAUAAUGGUAUGUCACGCGAAACUCUUGGUCUUGUUACAAUGCCAUUGGUGUUCGUCAAAGUUAUUGUUCCACUUAUUCUUUCUCAAACUCGUCGACCGUUAAUUUGGUUUGCUCGAUUAUAUCCACCUCGGCUAUUAAUUUGUGUAUUAAUUGGAAUUUAUAUUUAUUUUACUUCUCAACUUGUCAAUUCCCCAUAUAUCUUCUAUCCGAUCUUAAUGACUCUAUUUGUUGUCAAUGAAACAAUUAUCUACGUGCAACUUGUUGCUCGCGUUGGUUUCUACGCUCAGAUUAGUGAGCCACGUAUUGGCGGUACAUAUAUGACAUUAGUAAGCACUCUUGGUAAUAUUGGCCAGAUUGCAUCGUCGAGCGUCGUCUUAGCAAUAGCAAGCAAGCUACCUAAGAAACAUGCCUAUUCAAUCGAAGUCGCCGGUUGUACUGUGUUCGGUAUUGUUUGGCUACUAUUGACAUGGCGUAUGAUGCAUCGAUUACAAUCACUUCCCAUUCACAAAUGGUAUUCUGUAAAAGAAAAUUAUGUAUCAAAUGAAAUAAGUGCUCAAGAAACGUCCGACACGUCAUCAUCACAGAAAGAUGACAUUGUGCCUAAAAUUGCUUAA
Rotaria socialis is the source of this 1428-nucleotide messenger RNA. Lineage: Eukaryota; Metazoa; Rotifera; Eurotatoria; Philodinida; Philodinidae. The record is from the annotation of a GenBank genome assembly.